Messenger RNA from Zychaea mexicana, 1373 nucleotides. RefSeq lists its product as uncharacterized. The record is from RefSeq and is a predicted model, not a curated record. Bases 63 to 1214 code for a protein of 383 amino acids. NCBI's taxonomy places the organism in Eukaryota, Fungi, Mucoromycota, Mucoromycetes, Mucorales, Lichtheimiaceae. The transcript is spliced from 4 exons.
CAGCCUUUUCUCCUCUUCCUUUUCUUCCCACUCCCCUUCCUGCUACACUGCAAUUCAUAACGAUGGCAUCAACAACGAUAGACGCAGAAGAAAUGCGCGUCAAGUGGUUCUACAUCAAAUCAGCGUCGUCGGAUAAUGUCGUCUCAGCAGCUAAAGUAGCCACAGACGACGAGCCGUUGAUGCGGUCUCAAGUGUAUGUGUGCAGUCCGCGUCAUGUUGACGAAGAGCAAUGGUGCUGGGAUGGACAACACUUGGUGAACAAGGCAACAGAACUCGUACUUGAUAUUCGCAAAGGGCGGUUACGUCUGAUUGAAGACACAGACAUCUGCAUAUACUCUAAAAAGCCCGAGGACGAGGCACUCAACCAGCGCUGGAGUGUUCAAUGCGACGAUCCGAACAUUCCUACCUACUACAUUUGCUCUCAAUCGAACUCGGGCUGGGUGCUCGACAUUCGCACCGGUCAUCAAUCAGGCGAUCAAAAACUCAUUCUGUCACCACAUCAAACGAUCGACAAAGAGAAUCAGUUAUGGGUCUUUGUAUCAGCAGAGAAUGCAAGUAACGGGGAUGAAGGAACAGAAAGUAUAGCAACAAAGUCAACAGAUGACGCACCACAUACAUGUUGUCCGUCUCACGCGAGAACGCUGGUCAUACGGAUUUCUGGUGACAUACCUCAUCAUUUCAUCACCGAAGCUUACCGUUUCUCGAACAAUCCCUUCACUGCUAUGAACAGUUCUGCAUUUGGAGCGUCGUUAUCGAGGACCUUAUCCCACGCAAGCACAUCAUCUAGUCAUAGCAUCAAUGAGCAGGAUCAGUUUCCCGCGUACGGACUGACGCCUGCGAAACGAGGAUCUCAAAGUUCAGUUACCGCAGGUCUCACACUGAAUGCUUUUAAAGAAUGCCAUCAACUCGUGUACCUUGAACGUAACCCUCAUUUAAGCGAUAAGACGAUUGCCAUGGCAGCCGCGUAUCACGUAUGGCAGACAUGGAAGGAGCAGCAAGUUUCACUUUUGACACGACAGUCCGGAGGAUUUGCGAGUGAAGAGCAGGAAGACGCCGAGACAACCCGCGCACGGUUGCAAGCCAUGGCACAAGAUGAGGCGUCCAAAAUCUUUGAUCACUACAGCGAUCAGCUGAAUAAUCACAAGGAAACGGCUCUUGUACUAACUAAACGCCUGAUUAUCAGCCUUUGCACGAUGACACCGCAAUCUCCAUGAAAGCGUAAAAGCACACACGCACACAAAGCAUUAACAACAAUAUUCACUACCGAUUCACACAUGCCAUACAACAAGCAAUAAUUCUACUACCUUUAUUUUUCCGGCUGUGCUAUAGCCCCCGGUCGACUUUUUUUCCUCCUCCCUUUCCCAUUGUAGUAG